AACUUGAUGAGCAAGAGGCAUACGAGUAGAUCACAGAACAUUCAAUCGAGCAAAAAUGGCGGAUGACAAGGAUCCUUUCAAACAGAUGAAGGAUCUCAACCAGCUCAAGAAUCAGCUGGAAGACAUCCAGAAACGUGUGCAGAGUGAAUUUGCAGAAGGAAUCCCGCAGGGGGGCUCUGUGCUGGCAUCUCCCUUCCUGAAGGGCUUCCUGGCUGGCUAUAUGGUGGCCAAGCUCCGCUCCUCAGCUCUCAUAGGAGUGCUACUGGGAACAUUCACAGGCAUCUACGCUGCACAGAACUAUCAGGUUCCCAACAUCGAAAGCACCCUGAAAGACUAUAUGAGUUUGUUUAGAAAAGGACCCAAGUAAUGGGAAGAACCAGGCCUAGGCUUCAUCUUCUAACUGCCUGAGGUGUGUGGCACAAUCACCAUGUCUCUUUGUCAGAGGCUCAAACCUCUCCUUUGUAUACUGUAAAAAAUUAUAUUUGGUUUUAACUGGAUUUUGGUGUGAAAGAGUGAGUUUGCUUUGGGUUUUGUGCAAAUGUUAAAGGGUAAAUCUGUCAGUGCCCUGGGAAAAUAUAUUUUAUUCUCUGCUGAUCAGAUUAUAAAGUGGAUAAGGUUAUGUGCCUUGAGUGUAAGGUUACAUUGCAGGGGUGUUUGACUGCUUGCCUUAGUAACGUUGCCUGGUGCAGCCAUCUAGGCCUUUUUUUUGUUUUCUGAGCAGAAAUACCUUUUUUACCAUCUUAAAAUACAAACAUACCUUGAAUAGAUUUGGCCAAAAUUAUGGGAUUUGUUGCUAAUUUAGAUGUUAAGACUUAAGGUCAGGAUAUUUGUAUAUUCAGACAUAUACUAGUUAUUCAGGAGUGUUAGUGACUUACCGUACUGAGAAUGAGUGUGAUCCAGAACAUGGGGUCUGGGUUCCUGUUGCAGCAGGUGGUGGAUGAAGGGGAGUCUUCCUGGCCACUCUGCUCCUGACUGGGUACCUGUCUGCCCUGCACAUCUCCCUGUCCCUAGGCUGAGGACCAGGUGAGUCCCAGCCUUCACAUCAUAGCCUGAGGCCUUGUGCUGGUCUACUAUUUCAUCUCAGGGCUAGUAGCUGUCUACACAGAGCGGUUGCUGAAGAGCCAGCGACUACCCCUGUACCUGCAUGUGUUUGGAGUGGCCAUCAACUGGGUUUCCCACCUCUCCAGCAUGGGGGGGAGAACAGGGUUUCCUGGAGGAUUACUCAGGGGUGGUGUGGGCCAUUGUGGCAGGGCAGGCAGCUAACGGGUUGCUGAUGUCAGUACUAUUUGUCAGGCUAUUUGUCAUCUUCUGGUCUAUGCUGGUCAACACCCUCCUAUCCUGGGUUCUACUGGGCCUACGGUUCACCCCCUUUUUUCUUUUUUACGUCUAUGAUCAGCCUGGAAGCCUAGCUGUACUACAGGUAGCAGGACUCUGCCUGAACAUACCUGUGUUAUGGACAGUGGACCUCUGCUGAACUCUCAUUCCACUGCUCCACCACAAUCUCUGGCAGCAUUAUUUACCAGAUGAUGCAUUGACAUUCAGGUUGGAAUGUUUUUUUUACGAUGCAUAUAUAUAUAUAUAUAUAUAUAUAUAUAUAUAUAUAUAAUUUUACUUUAGUGAUUCAGUAUUUUUCAUUUAAUGUCCCAAAUAGUUUUAGUUAUUUGAAGAUAAAAUUAUGCAAUAGAAGCUGUACGUUAGGUGAGUCUUGCAGACCCUUCCAUCACAUUGUCACUGGUUUAUUUGCUACUCAUAAUGCACACUGCCUAUUUUUCAACUAGCCUUUGUUUUCCAGUUUAAUCGAAUUCUGCCGUAUUCAUACUUGUCUUUCCUUCAAUAUAUCAUUGGUGGACUCAUAAAUAGUUGGGUUUGGGUAAUACGUCUACAUUACACAACACUUUGAGUGGUGCUAUGAUUGUCAGUAUGGGUAUUUAUCAUUUCCUCUGCCAAGUAAAAUGUCAAAGAUACAAUAUAGUGCAGAAAGUGUUUAUGAAAUAUUUCAUUUUAUUUCUUUAGUGUUUUCUAUUCAAAAUAAAAUGCCAUAAAUUCAAA
Molecule: messenger RNA, 2049 nt
Organism: Oncorhynchus mykiss (rainbow trout)
Lineage: Eukaryota; Metazoa; Chordata; Actinopteri; Salmoniformes; Salmonidae
Product: SLC35A4 upstream open reading frame protein
Source: RefSeq, a predicted model, not a curated record